AUGCACGACUGUGGUAAUCGGCGCGGCGUGCACGACAGUAAUAAGCGCAGUGUGCACGACUGUGGUAAUAAGUGUGACGUGCAGGACAGUGGUUUUGAGCGCGGUGUGUACGGCAGUGGUAAUAAGUGCGGUGUACACGACAAUGGUAUUGAGCGCGGUGUGCACGGCAGUGGUAAUAAGUGCGGUGUCCACGAUAGUGGUAUUGAGCGCGGUGUGCACGGCAGUGGUAAUAAGUGCGGUGUGCACGACAGUGGUAUUCAGCGCGGUGUGCACGGCAGUUGUAAUAAAUGCGGUGUACACGACAAUGGUAUUGAGCGCGGUGUGCAAGGCAGUGGUAAUAAUGUUAUUCAGCGCGGUGUGCACGGCAGUGGUAAUAAGUGCGGUGUGCACGACAGUGGUAUUCAGCGCGGUCUGCACGGCAGUGGUAAUAAGUGCGGUAUGCACGACAGUGGUAUUGAGGGCAGUGUGCACGGCAGUGGUAAUAAGUGCGGUUUGCACGACAGUGGUAUUGAGCGCGGUGUGCACGGCAGUGGUAAUAAGUGCGGUGUGCACGACAGUGGUAUUCAGCGCGGUGUGCACGGCAGUGGUAAUAAGUGCGGUAUGCACGACAGUGGUAUUGAGCGCGAUGUGCACGGCAGUGGUAAUAAGUGUGGUGUGCACGACAGUGAUAUUGAGCGCGGUGUGCACGGCGGUGGUAGUGAGAGUAAUGUGCACGACAGUGGUGUUGCGCGCCGUGUUUGA
Eriocheir sinensis (Chinese mitten crab) is the source of this 741-nucleotide messenger RNA. RefSeq lists its product as uncharacterized. The record is from RefSeq and is a predicted model, not a curated record. The transcript has 2 exons. The coding region runs from base 1 to 741 and encodes 246 amino acids. Lineage: Eukaryota; Metazoa; Arthropoda; Malacostraca; Decapoda; Varunidae.